This is a messenger RNA of Calypte anna (Anna's hummingbird), 2681 nucleotides long. RefSeq names its product WD repeat domain 4 (gene WDR4). Gene Ontology annotation, cellular component: cytosol; tRNA methyltransferase complex; nucleus. Gene Ontology annotation, biological process: RNA (guanine-N7)-methylation. Lineage: Eukaryota; Metazoa; Chordata; Aves; Apodiformes; Trochilidae. Gene Ontology annotation, molecular function: tRNA (guanine(46)-N7)-methyltransferase activity; protein binding. The record is from RefSeq and is a predicted model, not a curated record. The transcript has 11 exons. The coding region runs from base 55 to 1332 and encodes 425 amino acids.
GGUGACGUCGGUGCCCUGCGCCCGCCGGGGCGCGCACGUUGCCGCUGUUGACGCAUGGAGGGCGGCGGUGGCAGUGGUGGUGGUGGCGGCGGUGGGCGCAGCCCCGGUCCUGGCCCAGCCCUGGCCCUCCGCGGGGCGCUGAUGGCCGCCAGCGGUGGCAGCCGGCUCCUGGCGGCGCGGUACAGGGAGCCCGGUGAUGAUAGUUUCUUCGUGUAUGAUUGCAUCAAUGCAGAGAAGAAGACCUUAGGAAAUAAAGGGCAGGAUGGAAAAGCAACAGAUAAAGGAAGAGAUGACAUCCUAGCUUUUGCCUUUUCCCCAUCAGGAGAUUAUCUUGCCUUGACAGAUGACAGCAAACGGCUGAUUCUGUUCCGUACGAAGCCUUCUUGGGAAUGUGUUAGUGUCAGGUUUGUGAACAGAAGAUGCACUUCCCUAACUAUUACAGCUGCAGAGGAUAAGAUUCUGAUUGGAGACAAGUCUGGUGAUGUCUAUUCUUACUCAAUAACAGAACCCCAAGCAGAGGGGAAACUUCAGCUGGGUCACUUGUCUCUGUUACUGGAUGUGGCACUGAGUCCUGAUGACAAAUAUAUCAUCACUGCAGACAGAGAUGAGAAGAUCAGAGUCAGCUGGACAAAGGCUCCUUAUAAUAUUGAAUCCUUCUGUCUAGGACACAGAGAAUUUGUGAGCAAAAUUCUUGCUAUACCUGACUAUCCUGAUCUGCUGUUGUCAGCUUCUGGGGACUCGACUCUGAGACUUUGGGAGUACAAAACUGGGGAAGAAAUAUACUGCUGUCAUCUAAGUAGUGUCUGUGGGUCUGAGACAACCAAAACUGACCAGAAAUACCCUGUGUCAAGAAUAACCUACUGCUGUCAAGGUGGUUACAUUGCUAUUCUGUGCGACUGUAUUCCUGCAGUCUACAUCUUUCAGCUUGAUGCCACUGCCCGGCAGCUCGCUUUCAGGCAGCAGAUCUCUUUGAAACAUAAAGGUUGGGACAUUGCAUUUGAGGAAACAGGAGAUCUGUGGAUUUUGCAGGAAGACAGCGAAGCUCCUCUUCAAUUGUACAGACCAUGUGAUGGACAGUGGAAGCCUGUAACUGAUGACAAAGGAUUACAAAAGAUGUCAAAGUAUCUUCAAGACAACUGGACAGCAUUUGAAGGCUUUGUUGGCACAAAGAGCUACUACGGCAGUCUCUACAAGGCUUCAUUUAAUAACAUGGCUGCCUACCUACAGAAGAAAGAGGAAAGAUCACAGCAGCAGAAAAAGAAAAGGCAGGAUCUGCAGCAUGGUUCAAAUGGACAAACAAAAAAGAUGAAGAGUGAAGAACCAUCACUAUGAUCCCAUUGUUAGCGUGUAACUUUUGUCUUGCUGAAAGGAACUGAUCUGAUUGCAGGCUGAUUUUAACUGUUAAAUGAAUUAUGGAAGAAGACUGUUUUUAUUCAGAUUUGUGUUUUCAGGUAGCCUGAUACAACAGUACCCUGCUUGCAGAGGAUAAUGCAUUUACAAUAUGUCUAAUCUUCUAGCAGCAUACAAGUAUUAGUGGUUCAGUCCUAGGAAUCUCUAAUGCAUGAUAUAUGACUAUUGGAGAUCUUAUUUUCAUUGAAACAAGAUUUUGAUUUUGCCUGCUGUGUUCAGGCUUUCUUCUUCAGGUGGAAGUCCACUGAUAAAAGUUGAUCUAAUUUUGGUUGGGUUGGGGGUUUUGGGGGGUUGUUUUUGGUUUUUUUUACUUCUUAAAAGAUCUGUUAGCCAAUGCAACUGACUUAAGUGUACCUAGCUAUGGGAAAAGGAAUGCAGGAAAAUUCUUGUUCUACAUAGAAGGUUUUAGCUGAGACUGCCAUCUCUGGUUUCACCCUUUACCUUCCAUUUAUGUGAUAGGGAUUCUGCCUAGCUUCCAACCUACUGCUGCUUGUGACAUAUUUCUUUAGGAAGAAGUGUAAAAAUACAUUUUGUUAUUUUAAACUCAAAAGUAAAAUGUGUCAGUCAGCUUUUUUUUACUGAGAGAUCUUCUACUGCAAUGUGACACUGGGGUGUCUGAGAAUGACUGAUGAGGCCUAUGAGCAAAACUUGGGAUGUAUGACAAAAACUUGGGGUAUAUUCUACUUUUUUCAACAAGAACUCUUUCAUGUUGCAGUUAGCCAAGAAAUACAUCUUUUGAAGUUAUCAGUAAGACCUUUAUGGGAUCAGUUGUUGCUUCAUCAUGGGACAGAAGAUAUUUAUCUACCAGACGGCAUUCCAUGUCUAUAUGGAAUAUAAAGUACUUCAUAAAACCAGGCAUAGAAAUCUGUACAAAUCUUUAGAAAUAGUCAAAUUAGCCUACAAACCAUGAAUAGUUCUCUAGAUCUCUUUAUAGUGGUCCUCUUCAGAGUAUCUGGAUGCUUAAAAUUUUUUCACUCAAAUUUUAGAUAUGCAACUGUGUAAGACAUCGUCGAGAUGUAGCUUGUUCUUGGGUAUUUAGCAGUGAAGCAAAACUUGUUGCUUAUUGCAGCCUUUUCUUUAUUAUAUGUCCCAGGCCAUGUGUCUGUCUCAUGCUGGAGGGUGUCACAUGAACUGUCAUAUUCCUUCUGUUUCAAAGUGCUUCCUAAAGGACAGAGCAUUGAAUGCAUUAGUACAAAGCCAGUCCUUUACCUCCAGGGUGUAUUUCUUUUGGUUAUUUCUUUUAAAUAAAGACCCUUCUACUUUGGCAAAUA